ACUCAUUUAGAUAAGAGAUUCUUAGGCCACUUUUGGGCAACCAUUCGGUCUUCAAGGCCAUCUUUGUUGUGCUCGUGUGUGUUCAAAGGAUAGCGAAUGCUGGCCAAACAAAGGAGACCCUUAUUCAAAGAGGAAUUUGAGCUCUGAAGUUGGUUUCUGGUUACGAGUUAGUCGUCAGUCCAUUCCCGACCGAGUAAGCACUGAGAAGCAGGAACCGUUUAAGGAACUAAAGAAGAUUCUUAAGCAGUAUAAGAAAGCAAAAUCAUCUCUGAUCAUGGCUGGUCGGCGCGGACAAAGCAGUUUUAAUCGAGGAAGAGAUGGAUACGUUGAUGUCUGGACCGAUGGGGCUUGUCCAUCAAAUGGACGUGAUAAUCCAAGAGCUGGGGCAGGCGCUUGGUUUGGAGAUAACCAUGAUCUGAACAUUUCUGCACCUGUGUAUGGUCGUCAAACUAAUAACAAUGCAGAGAUUCAAGCAGCAACUUAUGCUGCAAGGCGUGCUGCAGAUGCUGGGAUAGAAAAACUACGAAUUAAUACCGAUUCUAAAUUUCUCAUCGAUUGCCAUGAUAAGUGGAUGCCAAAAUGGGAACAAAAUGGUUGGAAGACGUCAGACAACAGAUCCGUAAUAAAUAAAAAUGAACUUGUGGAAAUGAAGAAAGCAUUUGAACCAUUGGAUGUUCAACUUAAAUACGUUCCGGGUCACAAAGGAGUUCAUGGAAAUGAAAUGGCUGAUCAGCUUGCACGAUCUGCAGCAGAACGGCAGGAUUACUAGCCUACAUAUCGGCGAUUGCUAAGUGGCCUUCAAAAUGUCAAUCAUAAAGAAACGCUUACUUACUUAUAUAAUACAAUUACUUACUGUAUAAGUAAUAUCAGCAUGGUAUAUAUGAUAAAAACCAAACACAAUUUUUUUUACUUUACAUGUAAUUCAUUGAUGAAAAUAAAUUCUAUAUAUUUGCAACGUAAACAUCA
Molecule: messenger RNA, 966 nt
Organism: Orussus abietinus
Lineage: Eukaryota; Metazoa; Arthropoda; Insecta; Hymenoptera; Orussidae
Product: ribonuclease H1
Exons: 4
Coding region: 275-769 (164 amino acids)
Biological process (GO): DNA replication, removal of RNA primer
Molecular function (GO): nucleic acid binding; RNA-DNA hybrid ribonuclease activity
Source: RefSeq, a predicted model, not a curated record